Hevea brasiliensis (rubber tree) is the source of this 2130-nucleotide messenger RNA. Its product is annotated as rho GTPase-activating protein 3. The transcript is spliced from 5 exons. The record is from RefSeq and is a predicted model, not a curated record. Gene Ontology annotation, biological process: signal transduction. Gene Ontology annotation, molecular function: GTPase activator activity. NCBI's taxonomy places the organism in Eukaryota, Viridiplantae, Streptophyta, Magnoliopsida, Malpighiales, Euphorbiaceae. Bases 391 to 1827 code for a protein of 478 amino acids.
AAAGUGUUUUUACUAACUACUAUGAAUUGAAUUCAAAAUGAAAAAAAGAAGGAAGAGGAGGAGUAGUCGUAGUAGUCUCCUAUUUGUCAACAAUCGGUCUCUGUCUCUCCCGUGUCACCAUCUGUCCACUCCCACUUUCAUUGGCUCAUGUCCACCAAAAAGAAAGCCAAAUGUCUCCAUCUCCCUUACCAUAUCUAUCUCUUCCGUUCUCCUCUUCUCUUCCACCGCCAAUUUCCUCCUCCUCCUCUUCUCACCAAACCUUCUCUUAUUAAUAUUAAUCCCCACCUUAAUCCUACAUCAUUAUUAUUAUAAUACUCCUCUCUUCUCUCUCUCUCUCUCUCGCCGUAUUUGUUCAAUCCUCAGCUGGAAAAUAUAAAGAGACCAGUCAACAUGACUCGGCUUUUUCGAUCCAAAUCUUGUGGAAUCGUUGGACUCACCGAAUUCAACACAGUUCCUCCGCCGAGUCCAUUUCUCGAAGAUGACGACGAAGAAGUAGAAGAGGAGGAGGGCGACGAUGAGUAUGAAGACGAGGAAUAUAAUGGCGCUUUGAGAAACCCGAUAUCGACUCCAUUUAUUAGCCCCGGCUCGAGAUUUGGAGGAAGAGGAGGAGGAAAUGAGCGAGGUAGACAAGGGACUAAUCAGUUCGCUAUUCUUGAUAUUUUGGUGGCGGCGUUAAGGAAGUCACUCGUUACGUGCAGUGUGGAGAGGGAGGAUGUUUCUUCCAUGGAUAUUAGCUGGCCUACUGAUGUUAGGCACGUCUCUCACGUGACUUUCGACCGCUUCAACGGUUUCCUUGGCUUGCCUACUGAAUUUGAGCCUGAAGUUCCCAGGAAGGUGCCCAGUGCCAGUGCAAAUGUAUUUGGAGUGUCUGCCAAGUCUAUGCAGUGUACUUACGAUGACAAAGGGAACAGUGUGCCAACUAUCCUUCUCAUGAUGCAAAAACGACUAUAUGUUGAAGGAGGCCUUAAGGCAGAGGGAAUAUUCCGAAUAAAUGCUGAGAAUAGCCAUGAGGAGUAUGUUAGAGACCAGCUAAACAAAGGUGUAGUGCCACGUGGAAUAGACGUUCAUUGUUUGGCAGGUUUAAUAAAGGCAUGGUUUAGAGAACUACCUUCUGGGGUACUUGAUUCUCUUACAGCAGAACAGGUGAUGCACUGCAAUACUGAAGAUGACUGCACUCAACUUGUAAAGUUACUUCCUCCAACAGAAGCUGCACUUCUUGAUUGGGCCAUCAAUUUGAUGGCAGAUGUCGUGGAGCAUGAACAAUACAAUAAGAUGAAUGCCCGAAAUAUUGCUAUGGUCUUUGCACCCAACAUGACCCAGAUGGCCGAUCCUUUAACGGCAUUGAUUCAUGCUGUGCAAGUAAUGAACUUGCUUAAGACGCUGAUCUUAAAGAACCUUCAUGAAAGAGAGGAUUUAGCUGCCAAGGCUAGGUUGAUUUCUGCAUGCUCAGAGUCCCCAGGAGAGAAGAAUGAUCCCUGUCAACCAAACUUAAGCAGCAAACCCUGUAAAAUAUCUCUGGAUGCUUGUGCACCUGAGCUACCCACCACCGGCGAGUUCUUGACGUCAGCUACUAUGAAUACUUUAGAAUCCAAUGCCAAGGAGAAAUAUCUGAGCUAUCAGAAGAAAAAUGAUGACGAAGAGGAAUUAAAGUCCAUUUCAGGUAGCAGCCCUUCUUCGUGUGAAAUGGGAACCUUAGAAAAUGGAUGUAAGAGCGAAUAUGAUCAUGGAGAUUGGCUGAAUUUGAGAAAAGGGGUAAGGAGGCUAUGCAGGCAUCCUGUAUUUCAUUUGAGUAAGCCAGCUAAGAAGAGUCAAGGUGUUGUAUUGUAAAUAAUUGAGGAGGAGGUGGGAAAGCUUGGGCAUGAUUCUACUGAUUGGCUUCUGAUACGUUCUGUUUGUGUUUGAAUUCAUGGGUGAUUGUGUAAAAUGGUGUUAGUAAUAGAUAUCAGUGUUUGCUUAAUUCUUUAGUCAGGAGAGGGGGGAAAUCUUAUUUGUUUGGACGCCCAAGCUAAAGUUCUAAAGCUUUUGCUAAAAUAGACAAUAAUCCCUCGAGGGAGGAGAGGACCCUCACUCUGUAUGAUUUAUGAUGCAACUUUCGUAACUGUUAAUAACAAUGUUGGGGGUUUUCUUGAA